Pecten maximus is the source of this 1506-nucleotide messenger RNA. Its product is annotated as diphthine methyltransferase-like. The transcript has 8 exons. Gene Ontology annotation, molecular function: protein binding. NCBI's taxonomy places the organism in Eukaryota, Metazoa, Mollusca, Bivalvia, Pectinida, Pectinidae. The record is from RefSeq and is a predicted model, not a curated record. Bases 232 to 1365 code for a protein of 377 amino acids.
UUGGGGGAAGGGAAACAGAGGUAAUUCCCAACUAGUCCUGAAUGCCUGAAUGGAUUUUGAUGAAAUUUGGUCUGGAGCAUCAUUGAGUGUAAAGAAAUUCUAAAGCUGUAUAAAGGGAGGAUGUGGCUCCCCUGGGGCCUGAUGGGGCAGGCCCCAAUAGACAAAAUUGAGGCAAAUACAUUACUCACAACCUGCAUUCAGACAACAUUGAAGACCUACCACUGAGUCACCAUGGCAACAUUUAUAACCAAUCAAACGCUAGAUACAGAGUUCAGUGCAGAUUCCACUGAAUGGUGUCCCCAUGGCAAUCACCUUGACAUCCUUUUGUGCGGGACUUACCAACUUGACACAUCUAAUUCAGAAUCAAAGACAUCUGAUGAUGAUGGCACUGCUUUACAACGAAGGCAGACAAGACAUGGCCGAUUAUACGUCCACAGGCUGACCGAUGGUCAACAGCUAACCACAGAGACAACACUGGACAUGCCAGGGAUUCUGGAUAUUAAAUGGUGCCCGACACCAUGUCCAGAGGGAUCCCUCAUGGCACUGGUCAACUCUGUGGGUCAGUUACGACUCUAUAGCAUGACUGACAGUGAGACUGGUGCUCCCGACCAAAAAGUUCAAAUGACAGAGGUCAUGACCUUUGACCUUGGAGAUGACUGUCUUGGCUUAUCACUUGAUUGGUCAAAUCGUGCAAACAAAGGAUCUCCAACACAUAUAUGUAGUUCCACUUCCACGGGUGAUAUCCACACACAUGCUGUAGAUGGUGGUGACCUUCGAUCUCUGACUACCUGGAAAGGUCACGAUUUUGAGGCUUGGAUUACUGCUUACAACUACUGGGACACAAAUCUCAUUUAUACAGGUGGUGAUGACAGCAAGUUGAAGGGCUGGGACCUGAGGAUAGAUCCAAAACAACCAGUUUUUGUUAACAAGAGACAUACAAUGGGUGUUACCAGUAUUCAGAGCUGUCCUAACAGAGAACAUCUACUCUGCACUGGCAGCUAUGAUGAAGAUUUGAUGGUAUGGGACACUCGUAAGAUGAGGUCCCCACUUGUGACGACACCUCUUGGCGGGGGGAUAUGGAGAGUAAAAUGGGAGCCCAUGUACGGACAGCACAUCCUCACUGCCACCAUGUACAACGGCUUCCAUAUUGUAGAUGCCAGCAACCUCACAGAGGAACCACUUCCAAUACUGUGUCACUAUGAUAAACAUACAUCUCUGGCAUAUGGAGCUGAUUGGUGCUAUAUGGAUCCCUCUUCUGGCUCCCAUCAGGCCUCAGGGGAGGACCAGCUGGAUAAAAGGACUUUUCUGUCCCCUCAGGGACUACAGAAAAUGAACAAGGAGAACAGACAACUAAAGAUCCUGUAAACAAGGACUGCCUAAAAUCUGUGGCAACAUGCUCGUUUUAUGAUCAUGUGCUUCAUCUAUGGCAAAUCAGACUGGAUUCUAAAUGCUGAUAGAUUCUAUUUACUAGGUAUAUGUAUAUGGGAAUUCUGAUUAAUAAAAUAG